AUGCCCACCCGGAAAUCCACCGCCGACACAGACGGGCCCUCGCCGCAACCGCAACCGCAGUCGCAGUCGCAGCCAAACAUCCAAGCGACAGAGCAGCAGCUCAAGGCUCGGGCGGAAGGCGGGGAUUACCUUCUCCCACGCUCGUUGACACUGCGGCUGGCGAAAUCCGUGCUGCCGCCCAACACGGCCAUCCAGAAAGACGCGGUGCUUGCGAUCCAGAAGGCGGCGACGGUCUUUGUCUCGUAUCUCUCUUCGCAUGCGAACGAAGCGACGCUCAAACGGACCCUUGCGCCUGCGGAUGUGUUUGCGGCCUUGUCGGAGCUCGAGCUCGAUGCGUUCCAACUGCGGCUGGAGAAGGAGCUGGAGGCUUUUACGGAGUUGAAGGCUGGGAAGCGGAAGGCGAAGAAGGGUGGUGCUGAGGCUGAGGCUGAGGGGGCGGGGGCGGGGGCCGGGCAGCAGGCUGUGAAGACGGAUGCAGGCGAUGCUGUGCGGAAGGCGAAGAGGGUGAAGCGCGGUGAGGAGGCGGGAGUGUCUGCGACUCAGACAGUGGAUGAGGAGGAUGACGACGACGACGAUGAUACCCAGGAGGAACCGGAGCAGGGGCUGGAGAAUGGGGAUGAGGCCGAAGAGGAGGAGGAGAGUGAGGAGGAGGAAGAAGAUGAGGAUGAGACUCAGGAUGAGGAAGAGGACGUUGAUCGCGUGGAGGACCUGGACCGUGACUUACGGCCGCAGCGGACGAUGGAUCCUGAUGCUGCUGGAGACGAGACGGACAGUGAGGAUGAGACGGGGCCGGGGUCGCAGUUGCAGCGGGGGCUAGGAUUGGGAUAA
Messenger RNA from Aspergillus clavatus NRRL 1, 828 nucleotides. It is a transcript of the gene cbfA, whose product is annotated as putative CBF/NF-Y family transcription factor. The record is from RefSeq and is a predicted model, not a curated record. Gene Ontology annotation, molecular function: chromatin DNA binding; protein heterodimerization activity. NCBI's taxonomy places the organism in Eukaryota, Fungi, Ascomycota, Eurotiomycetes, Eurotiales, Aspergillaceae. Gene Ontology annotation, cellular component: CHRAC; epsilon DNA polymerase complex. Bases 1 to 828 code for a protein of 275 amino acids. Gene Ontology annotation, biological process: leading strand elongation; heterochromatin formation; DNA damage response. The transcript has 3 exons.